UGUAUUCACGUUGUUUUUCUGGUCUCGCGUGCUUAUCAUUGUCAGUCAGGUCAGAUUUAUUUUUGCGCGUGCGUACUAGAUUGAACUGUGCACAAUAGACUUGUUGGUACUUAGUUAAAAAAUAAUACAUUAUGUAUUGCCGGUGGUGGUAGUUUCAUGACAAGUGCAAAUCAUACGGCUUGCACAAUAUAGCCUUAGCUUAGUAUUCGUUUGAAUUACUGUCGCCUGUGUUUAACAGCAGCAUUGUGAAAUGUAUGUUCUGGGCACUGUGGUUGCAUCCUUGGUUUGUUUUCUGCUUUUGAAAUGGACAAAGAAGAGACGAUUCUGCCUCGAUACAAAAAGACUACAUGGCAAGACAGUACUUAUCACAGGAGGACAUUGUGGGAUUGGGAAGGAGACCGCGAUCGGUCUGGCUGUGAGAGGAGCCCGGGUGAUUAUUGCCUGUCGAGACGCUGGGAAAGCCGAAGAGGCUGUGAGGGAGAUUAGGAGAGCGAGCUGCAGCAUGAACGUGCAGCACAUGGAGCUGGACCUGGCGAACCUGCAGUCCAUCCGAGACUUCAGUGAGGCACUGCUGAAGAGAGAGAAGCGGCUGGAUGUGUUGAUCAAUAACGCUGGAAUGCCAUGUGUCCUGGACUGGACAGACGAUGGCUUCAGCAUGUGUUUUGGCUUCAACCACCUGGGUCACUUUCUGCUCACCAAUCUCCUGUUGGGCCGCUUGAAGGAGUCGGCCCCGAGCCGUGUCAUCAGCCUCACCUCCUCUAUGUACAAGUACCAGAAACUGGACUUCCAGGACCUGAACUACAACAUCGUGCCUUUCUUCACCUACUGCCGCAGCAAGCUGGCCAACAUCUACUUCACUCAGGAACUGGCCAGGAUGAUGGAAGGGAAAGGAGUGACUGCAUAUUCUGUACACCCAGGGUUUGUUCACAGUAACUGGACGUCCCACUUCUCCACAGUGUUCCGCAUGCUCCUCUGGUUGGUCAUGGUCUUGUUUUCCGUGCCCUGUGAAGCUGCUGCUCAGACUGUCAUUCAUUGUGCUGUAGCAGAUGAAGUCCUACAGCACAACGGAAAGUUUUUUUUCGACUGCCAGCCCGCCAAACUCCACCCCUUCGCGGAGGAUGAGGGGGCUGCUAAAAAACUGUGGGAAGCAAGUGAGAGGAUGGUAAACCUCACCUGACAGAACCGCGGUUUGAUUUGGUGACUGUGAUGAUUAAAGAUUGGAGUUCAAACCACUGAAGUCAAUGGGACAUGGUCUUAAGUGAAUAACUACCUGGGUUUCAUUGCCAUCAGUGGUUUACACUCACGGGAAACGCACAGGUUGAAACGCUUCAUUCUGUUAAACUGCAGUUUAAAUUUACUUGAAUGUUCCUGUGUUGACGCAGAUCAAAGUGAAAAUGAAUGCACUGGGUUUGCUAAAGCCUGGAUGAAUGUAGAGGAGUCCCGGCUCAGAGUCUGCAUUUCUUAUUGAUUCUCAGCCUGGAUGAAUGUAGAGGAGUCCCGGCUCGGAGUCUGCAUUUCUUAUUGAUUCUCAGCCUGGAUGAAUGUAGAGGAGUCCCGGCUCAGAGUCUGCAUUUCUUAUUGAUUCUCAGCCUGGAUGGAUGUAGAGGAGUCCCGGCUCGGGGUCUGCAUUUCUUAUUGAUUCUCAGCCUGGAUGAAUGUAGAGGAGUCCCGGCUCGGAGUCUGCAUUUCUUAUUGAUUCUCAGCCUGGAUGAAUGUAGAGGAGUCCCGGCUCGGAGUCUGCAUUUCUUAUUGAUUCUCAGCCUGGAUGAAUGUAGAGGAGUCCCGGCUCGGGGUCUGCAUUUCUUAUUGAUUCUCAGCCUGGAUGAAUGUAGAGGAGUCCCGGCUCGGGGUCUGCAUUUCUUAUUGAUUCUCAGCCUGGAUGAAUGUAGAGGAGUCCCGGCUCGGAGUCUGCAUUUCUUAUUGAUUCUCAGCCUGGAUGAAUGUAGAGGAGUCCCGGCUCAGAGUCUGCAUUUCUUAUUGAUUCUCAGCCUGGAUGGAUGUAGAGGAGUCCCGGCUCGGAGUCUGCAUUUCUUAUUGAUUCUCAGCCUGGAUGAAUGUAGAGGAGUCCCGGCUCGGAGUCUGCAUUUCUUAUUGAUUCUCAGCCUGGAUGAAUGUAGAGGAGUCCCGGCUCGGAGUCUGCAUUUCUUAUUGAUUCUCAGCCUGGAUGAAUGUAGAGGAGUCCCGGCUCGGAGUCUGCAUUUCUUAUUGAUUCUCAGCCUGGAUGAAUGUAGAGGAGUCCCGGCUCGGAGUCUGCAUUUCUUAUCGAUUCUCAGGCUGUAAAGUUCUUGUUCUUUACACUAAAAUGCAAAGGAACUAUUCCAGCCUGUAGCAAUACUGUUUAAUGUAUUUCUGGACUGUUCCUGCUGUAUAACAAUAGCAGAGUGAGUUCUUGGCGUGGGUACAGUAUGAUACAUUACUGUAGGAGGGGGUCCUGCACCACAGUAAGACAUUCUCAGGUUAUUUCCAACCCACCAGAAUGUACUGUAAUUGAAUCUAUAUUGCAGUAUGACCUCUGUGCUCUUUAUAAUAGUGUCCGUGUCUCUUCUCCUAUAGUAUUCCUUACUUGAAUGAGUGGCUGUUCUGCUACAGUAUUCCUUGCUUGCAAAUCCACAGUGUCUCAGAUAUAGCACCAACUUUGUAUUUUGUUACAGAGAAACUACCAAAAAAGAAAUUGCUAACUACAGCUGCAGUGGGAUCCAUAUAUAAUGUACAUUCGAAUGCAUGUGAAGUGAAAAUGUUUUAAAAUGCCAGUAUAUGUUGUGAGUUAUGCAUUUUUCUCUUUUUAUUUUUGUUAUUUUAUAUAAUUCUAUGUAUAAGCGCACACAAUAUGACUUGUAUGAAAUAAAAAAAUUAUUUCUCAGGUUUAAAACUGA
Molecule: messenger RNA, 2873 nt
Organism: Acipenser ruthenus (sterlet)
Lineage: Eukaryota; Metazoa; Chordata; Actinopteri; Acipenseriformes; Acipenseridae
Product: retinol dehydrogenase 14-like
Exons: 4
Coding region: 251-1177 (308 amino acids)
Source: RefSeq, a predicted model, not a curated record